Messenger RNA from Penicillium paradoxum, 996 nucleotides. Its product is annotated as triglyceride lipase. The coding region runs from base 1 to 996 and encodes 331 amino acids. Lineage: Eukaryota; Fungi; Ascomycota; Eurotiomycetes; Eurotiales; Aspergillaceae. The transcript is spliced from 8 exons. Gene Ontology annotation, molecular function: triacylglycerol lipase activity. The record is from RefSeq and is a predicted model, not a curated record.
AUGAAAUAUGCAAUUCCUACGCAGAAUGCAUGCAAAUGGUCUUCGAUGACAUUCUCGACAUACAGGCAGUCUGUAUAUUCCUCUCCCAACAGAUGGUACCACGCAUCUCCAUGCAGAGCCAGACCAAUUCUCGAACCGCGAUUAGAGGAUCAUGGCAGAGUGAUCUACGAUGAGUACUCGAUUGUCCGUGAUACAUAUGCUGCACCAAAAUACCCUAUCGUUCUCGCCCAUGGCUUGCUCGGGUUUGAUGAACUACACCUAGCUGGCCGGUAUCUUCCUGGUGUUCAGUAUUGGCGUGGGAUCAAAGAGGCACUCACAGCGCGUGGUGUUGAGGUUAUCACGGCUACUGUGCCUCCGUCAGGCUCCAUUGAGGAGCGGGCAGCAGAAUUAGCGCGAGAUAUCGAGGCCGGAGCUCGAGGGAAAGAUGUUAAUAUUAUUGCCGGUCUUGAUUCGCGGUACAUGAUCAGCCAUAUUCGACCAGAGAAGUUCAAAGUCUUGUCACUUACCACCAUCGCAUCUCCACAUCAAGGUUCAUCUGUGGCGGACUAUAUAUUUGAUCAAAUUGGAACCGAUUUGCUGCCCCAGAUUUACUAUGCUCUUAACCGCCUCAAUGUGGAGACAGGGGCCUUCGAGCAACUGACACGAAAAUAUAUGACGGAGACCUUCAACCCUAAUACCCCAGAUGUCGAAGAUGUCAGAUAUUUCUCUUAUGGGGCAGCGAUGGAGCCAAGUAUUUGGUCCGCCUUUCGGCUCUCACACCGAGUGCUUGCGGAGAUCGAAGGGCCCAAUGAUGGUUUAGUUAGCGUGGCUAGCAGCCGUUGGGGAGGCGAUGCAGGGUACAAAGGAACCCUUAUGGGCGUCAGUCAUCUGGACCUGAUCAACUGGACCAACCGGCUCAAGUGGCUAGCCGGAAGGGUAACAGGCAACAAACGAAAGUUUAAUGCCAUCGCGUUUUACUUGGAUAUUGCUGACAUGUUGGCGAAGGAGGGACUAUGA